This is a messenger RNA of Iphiclides podalirius (scarce swallowtail), 1503 nucleotides long. The record is from the annotation of a GenBank genome assembly. Lineage: Eukaryota; Metazoa; Arthropoda; Insecta; Lepidoptera; Papilionidae.
AUGGAGAUCCAGAUUCGGAGACCUAGGGCGGUGCAGAUUCCAGACCAAGAAAAUAUAUAUGCAAAAGGUAAAAUCAAUCUGGCGAUACCAACUAAGCGCCAAGGUUUGACUGUUCGUGGUGCUCUCGACGAACUGAACACUAAUGUGCAAGCUCAACGCGAUGUGAAUGUUGGAAAAAUAGCAGUUGGUGCUGCAGAUUUAGAAAAAAAAGGAAAUCGUCAUGCUCUGCGGAGUAAUUACAGCCAUGUACAGUCAAAAGUAGAUACUGGACUAGCAAGUAAGCCCAUACUACAACCAUCGUCACGACCACCCUUACGGCGUGAGGAGAGCACUGCUGCUCUUGCUGCAAGAGCUGCUGCUCGAACAAGGGCUAUAUUAAAGGAUUCACAAAAUAAGCCAAGUGAGCUCAAAGAAUCCCUCAAUAUUUAUAUUCAAACAAAGAAAACUAGUCAAGAUACUAAGAAGACAAGUAGACUUCCAGCUCUUCGAGAAAUUUCCAAAGAAACCAAAAACUUGUUAAAACAUGUAUCUAAGGAUCCAUCUGAGUCGUUGGGUAAACUAAAGUUAUCAGAUGCUUCUAUUAGGACAAAACAAGAGAGUAUUGAAACAAAGCUGGUAGAACCUUCAACACCUGUUUUACCCGAUGACAUAGAAGAUAUUGAUGCAGGGGAUAACAACAGCCCACUUCUUAUGUCAAUUUAUAUAAAAGAUAUUUAUAAGUAUUUGACAGAACUGGAAGAGAAAUACCCUAUUGAAUUUGAUCACUUGAGCAAACAGAGUGUGAUCACAGGCAAAAUGAGGGCAACUCUUAUUGAUUGGUUGGUAGAAGUCCAACGUCAAUUCUCCUUAGUCCUGGAGACAUUCCAUCUAACUGUUGGAAUAAUUGACAGAUAUUUACAGGCAGUACCAAGCGUGCAACGAAAUCAGUUGCAGUUGGUUGGGGUGACUGCCAUGUUUAUCGCUAGCAAGUAUGAGGAGAUUUAUGCACCAGAUGUUGGUGACUUUGUGUAUGUAACUGAUAAUGCUUACAGCAAAGCUGAUGUGUUUAGUUGUGAGAGAGAUAUAAUGUCAAAACUUGGAUUUUGUCUUGCAAGGCCAAUACCCCUCAGUUUCUUGAGAAGGUUUGUCAAAGCAGCUCAUGGAACAUCAAAAAAUCAUCAUCUAGCUAAAUAUUUUGUUGACUUAAGCUUGGUUGAGUACACAAUGUCUCAUUACCGACCAUCAGAACUGGCUGCUGCUGCUAUUUGUCUCUCCCUCUACCUGCUCUCUAACAAGAGCCUUACAGAAGUGUGGUCCCCAACACUUUCAUACUACUCUGGGUACUCAUUAGAACAUAUCGAACCUAUUAUCAGAAAAUUAGCCAAAAUUGUUGUCAAUGUUGAAAAUUCCAAAUUCAAAGCAGUAUACAAGAAAUAUUUAGAUACAACAUUGGCUAAAGUAUCCAGUCUACCUCAGUUGAAAGGCGAAACUAUUUAUGAACUGGCAAACAUGCCUUCAAUGUCC